This is a messenger RNA of Penicillium malachiteum, 1056 nucleotides long. RefSeq names its product protein pex20 (gene pex20). Bases 1 to 1056 code for a protein of 351 amino acids. The record is from RefSeq and is a predicted model, not a curated record. The transcript is spliced from 2 exons. NCBI's taxonomy places the organism in Eukaryota, Fungi, Ascomycota, Eurotiomycetes, Eurotiales, Aspergillaceae.
AUGAGUGACGCUGUUUGUGGUCCAUCCAACGCUUUGCAGGACUUGCGCAAAAAUGCGUCUGUGGAUCGAACUCUUCAGCAGGAUCGCCUAGCUACCCAGCAGCCGCAAGGACAUGGUUUCCGAUCUCAAACCCCGCGGGAUGGUAUCCUUGACCCGGAGUUCGCCGCCUUUGAAGCUGGAUAUGAUAUCAAUCCACUGGAGUAUACUGCACAGCACCCUGCAAACUAUGGUGCUCCUGCACAGCAUCGAGAAGCUGCUCCGCCAAGCGCUAAUUGGGCAUCGGAUUUUCAAAGACUGAACAUUGCCGGACCUGCUCAACCUCAAAUGCAAGGGCCGCCAAGCGCUAAUUGGGCAUCGGAUUUCCAAAGACUGAAAAUUGCCGGACCUGCUCAACCUCAAAUGCAAGGGCCGCCAGCUUACAAACAAGUAUCUUAUCGAGAAUGGCAGGAGGAGUUUAUGAGACAGCAAAAUCGCUCCCAGCAAGCUUCUGCACAUCUACAGAACCAUCCAAUCGCAAACCGCGGAUAUCUGCCUGCUUUGACGCCCAACUAUUCCAUGGGGAAUGCCUUCGCUCUUCAACGUCAAGCUUCCCAGGCAGAACCUGCCAGACAGGUCACACCUGCUCAACAAUAUGAUGAAGCUGCCUUUGCAGCUGCAUUUCAGCAAGCUCAAGCAGAUAUGGAAUCACAGGAAAUCGAAACUGCCCAGAGUACUGAGGAGUAUUGGUGGGAGCAAGAGGCUGAGAAAAUAACAGGGACUCCUGUGACUGAUGCAACUGAUGAAUCUGAUGCUCCAGUUUAUGAACAAAAUGAACCGGCACAACAAAGUGAACCUGUUACUAUCCGAAUUGGAUCUGAUAAUAUCAAUGACUCGCAAAAUCGCGUCCACAACGCGGAUGCUCUCGCUCAUACAGCUGGGGAGCUUCUCAAUGGUAUCAGUCAUGAACAAAGCGACAAGUUCAAACAGAGCAACUUCCUAGCAUUGAUGCGUCGAAUCCGUGAUCGUGAAGUCGAGGUGCAGGGAGAUGAGUUCCGUGAGGUUGGUAACAACAUGUAG